This is a messenger RNA of Cornus florida, 2666 nucleotides long. Its product is annotated as ERAD-associated E3 ubiquitin-protein ligase component HRD3A. Gene Ontology annotation, molecular function: protein binding. Bases 56 to 2161 code for a protein of 701 amino acids. NCBI's taxonomy places the organism in Eukaryota, Viridiplantae, Streptophyta, Magnoliopsida, Cornales, Cornaceae. The record is from RefSeq and is a predicted model, not a curated record. The transcript has 6 exons.
UCAAACAUUGGUUAAUUCACGGUCAGGUCACCAAAGCCGAACAAGAGAGAGUCAGAUGGUAGAUAUACAUAUACGUAUACAAUAUACACACCUGUUAGAGAGAGAAAGAAAAAUGCGACACCCACAACGAAGAAUUAGCAAACUCUGCUACGCCCUUCUGAUCUUCUCUCUCCUCCCUCUCUCUGCAUUCGCCCGCCCAUUCGUCCUCGUCCUAACCCAGGACGACCUCACCGACGCCGCCGCCUCAGCCGCCGACGGCGACCCCACCGGCGCCAAUGACUCCGCCGAGUGGGACGAGUUCGGCGACUCCGACGCCGUGCCCGAGGACGAGCUCGACCCGGGCUCGUGGCGCCCGAUCUUCGAGCCGGAGCCCGAGACGGCCGAUCCGACAACCGAAGACGAGGCGCUUUACUACUCGGGCGUGAGGAAGAUGGUGGACGCCGUGAGUUCCGGUGACCCGAUGAUGAUGGAGGCGGCGGCAGCGGAGAUCGAGGCUGCGGCGGCCGCAGGGCACACACACGCGCAGUCUGUGUUGGGGUUUCUGUAUGAUAUGGGGAUGAUGAGAGAACGCAACGGAGCUAAGGCGUUUGCGUAUCAUUACUUUGCGGCCGAUGGUGGUAAUAUGCAGUCGAAGAUGGUCAGCGCGUAUACUUACUCCCGGCAGAAUAUGUAUGAAAAAGCAGUUAAGCUGUAUGCUGAAUUAGCGGAAAUAGCAGUUAAUAGUUUCUUGAUUUCUAAGGACUCACCAGUGAUUGAACCGGUUAGGAUCCACAGUGGUGCAGAGGAGAAUAAGGACGCUCUAAGAAAAUCACGAGGGGAGGAGGAUGAGGACUUCCAGAUCUUGGAAUAUCAGGCACAGAAAGGGAAUGCCGCAGCAAUGUACAAAAUUGGAAUAUUUUACUACUUUGGAUUGAGAGGAGUGAGGCGUGAUCAUGCAAAGGCAUUGUCCUGGUUUUCGAAGGCUGUGGAGAAGGGCGAGCCGAGGUCAAUGGAGCUUCUCGGGGAGAUAUAUGCAAGAGGAGCUGGAGUUAAGAGAAAUCACACUAAGGCAUUUGAGUGGUUCAAACUUGCCUCCAGACAACAUCUUUAUUCAGCUUAUAACGGGAUGGGGUAUAUGUAUGUCAAGGGCUAUGGAGUGGAGAAGAACAACACCAAGGCAAAAGAAUACUUUGAGAAAGCUGCUGAUAAUGAGGAACCUGGCGGGUAUUACAAUCUAGGAGUAAUGUAUCUCAAAAGGAUUGGGGUAAAGAGGGAUGUGAAGCAAGCAUGUAAAUACUUUAUAAAAGCUGCUAAUGUAGGUCAACCUAAGGCUUUUUAUCAGUUGGCGAAGAUGUUCCAUACCGGUGUGGGGCUCAAGAAGGACCUUCAUAUGGCAACUGCGUUGUACAAACUAGUUGCAGAGCGCGGGCCAUGGAGCUCCUUGUCUAGAUGGGCACUAGAAUCGUACUUAAAAGGUGAUCUGGGCAAGGCAUUCUUCUUGUACUCGAGGAUGGCAGAGUUGGGCUAUGAGGUGGCACAAAGUAAUGCUGCAUGGAUUCUUGACAAGUAUGCUGAACAUAGUAUGUGUAUGGGAGAAUCAGGAUUUUGCACGGAUGUAGAAAGGCAUCAGCGUGCACAUUCCUUGUGGUGGCAAGCUUCUGAGCAGGGUAAUGAACAUGCUGCUUUACUGAUUGGGGAUGCAUAUUACUAUGGUCGGGGUACUGAGAUCGAUUAUGAUCGGGCAGCAGAGGCUUAUAUGCAUGCUAAAUCACAGUCCAAUGCACAAGCCAUGUUCAAUCUUGGAUACAUGCAUGAGCAUGGUCAAGGACUUCCAUUUGAUCUUCAUCUUGCCAAGCGUUACUAUGAUCAGGCGGUAGAAAUUGAUCCUGCAGCAAAGUUGCCCGUAACACUGGCCCUUGGUAGCUUGUGGGUACGAAAGAACUAUGCCAACAGUUUCCUGGUUGAUAUGAUCGAUUCAUUGCCUGAAGUAUAUCCAAAGGUGGAAGCAUGGGUAGAGAAUGUUCUUAUGGAAGAAGGAAAUGCAACAAUACUCACUCUAUUUGUCUGCCUUCUAACAGUUCUUUACCUUCGUGAGCGGCAACGUAGAAAUGCUGCCGCCCCUGUGGGGGAGAUGGUCCCCCCACACCAGCCUAAUGUGCAUGUCGCUCCUGCAGCAAAUUAAUCGGUGCCAUCUAUAUUUGUGAAAGGGUGAGCUUUGUAUCAAAUCAUGUAAAGUUGUUUCUGCUUUCCUUUAGGUUGGUGAGAAAGGGGCAGCAGCCUCUUUUGUUUUUGGUUACUUUAUAGAAUAGAGAGGCCUAGGGCAUGAAACGAGAAAGGGGCCGUAUUUAACAUAUUAGCAGAUGUCAUUUUCUGUCGUCAAAUUCACCAUGAGAUUAAUGUUCUCUUUUUAUUAAUUAUGUACACGACGCAGUGAAGAGUCGAGACAUUCUUGUGAUAAUAAGUGAUUUUUACGGGCAUGCGACAUAUCACAGUAGAGGAAUUGUGGGUAGCUAGCACCCCUUAACUUGGAUUUUAGAUUCAGAGGAUGUUUUAAAUUUUGAAGCCUCUUCUUUUUAACUUGUACAAAAGAUGUUAUGUAACGGGUUCAAAUCUUUGUGGACUUGUGAUGCAUCUCUCAUCAUUAUAUUUGUUUUUGGAAAUCAAAGUAAUUACACACACUUUACCUC